CUCAUUCUUCUCUCUCUCUCUCUCCCCUUAUCUCUCUCUUGAAAGAAACCCCAUUUCGUCACCAUUUUGCAGAGUCACAGACACAGACCCCAUCUUAUUUGGACUGUUGCUUUCUUAGGGUUUCGCAUUCUUGAAUCUUAAAAAAAAAAAAACUCUGUUCUCUUCUUGAGCCCUGAUCUUGUGCCCUCAAAAGAAAGUAGAAUUUGUUUUUUUCUUCUCUGAAAACCUCACGUUCUGCUGUGUGUCAAGCCCCAUUGCGUUGUGUGUGUUGUGAUCAAAGAAAGACCAAAAAGUUUUAACCUUUUUAACUUUAUUCCUUUGGUCAUUUGGGUUUGUGCUUUAGGGUUUUGUGUUGAAUAUCGUUUCUUGGUGGUGACGAGAUUUGUUCUUUUCUGAGGAGAAUUUUCCCGGAAAACCCUCUUUCUUUGAGGGUGGAAAAGGAUACACUCAUGCAAUUAUCGUCUGGGAAACUUAAUCCUCUGUAGUCGCAGCUCACAAGGUUCCAUUUCUUAGUUCAUUUUGCUUUUAGGGUUUUGUUCAUUGUGCCUCAAUUCCGGUUCUGAAUCAUGAGCUGUGCAGAGAAUCAUCACUUCCAGCGCCACAAUGUCGAAAUUCAAGGAUACCCAUUUCACCAUUCCCACCAAGAAUUGCAUUUCAGUAGCUCUCUGCUCUUGACCACGCUCGGUUUCUUUUAGGCAUUUUCUGAAACACCUGGGCUGCAAUUGAACUGGAAUUGAAUUUCUUGGUUCUGUCUCUCUCAUUUCUCUCCCUUUUAGGAGCCAUGGGUUGUGUCCAUGGCAAGUGUUGCGGUCGUUACCCCCAGUCUUCCGAUGGUGAUCUCCGGGACUUCAGAGACGCUGGUCCGUACAGUGCGCAAAGGAAGCACAUACUCUCAGAGAGGUCAUUGGAGCUCGUCCCUGUUCCUUCACAUGACUUCCGUUUGGAGUAUUCUCUGCUAACGCAGCGUGGUUACUAUCCCGACUCUCCGGAUAAGGAAAACCAGGACAGUUUCUGUGUUAGAACGCAAGUCAGAGGUAACCCAAAUGUCCAUUUCUUUGGUGUGUUUGAUGGGCAUGGCCAAUUUGGUACCCAGUGUUCUAAUUUUGUUAAGGACAGGCUAGUAGAGAUAUUAGCAAAUGAUCCCACAUUGUCAGCUGACCCUGUGAAAGCUUAUAAUUCUGCCUUUUUGACGACGAAUUAUGAGUUGCAUAAUAGUGACAUUGAUGAUACUAUGAGUGGAACCACGGCAAUUACUGUGCUUGUUAUUGGGAAUACCCUUUAUGUUGCGAAUGUGGGUGAUUCGAGAGCUGUGGUUGCAGUGAAAGAUGGUAAUAGAAUUAUUGCAGAGGACUUGUCUUAUGACCAAACACCAUUUAGGAAAGACGAGUAUGGGAGAGUGAAGCUUUGUGGGGCCAGGGUUUUGAGUGUUGAUCAAGUGGAAGGGCUGAAGGAUCCGGAUAUCCAGACCUGGGGUGAUGAAGAGAGUGAAGGUGGUGAUCCUCCCAGGCUGUGGGUUCAAAAUGGGAUGUAUCCUGGGACUGCGUUUACAAGGAGUGUAGGUGAUAGUACAGCUGAGAAGAUUGGUGUUGUUGCAACUCCAGAGGUGUCAGUGCUUCAGCUGACACCUAAUCAUCUCUUCUUUGUUGUCGCAAGUGAUGGGGUUUUUGAGUUCCUCUCUAGCCAAGCCGUGGUUAAUAUGGCGGCAAAAUAUUCAGAUCCUCGGGAUGCAUGUGCUGCCAUUGCUGGAGAAUCAUACAAAUUAUGGUUGGAGCAUGAAAACCGGACGGAUGAUAUAACAAUUAUCAUUGUUCACAUCAAAGGCUUGUCUAAUUCAGGUGGUGGUGUUACUGAUGGAACAAGUGGGACAAAUAAUAGACCAGCAACAAGGCUGAGAAAAGUUUCUGAAUCAUCUGUUACCACUGGGUCAGAAGUUUUCCUUUCAGUGAGAAGUGAUUCCUCAGAAGUACAGUCUUGUCAGCUUGUGCUUUCGAUGAAUCGGAGCCCAGCUAUUGUUGUUCCGUCGCCUGCAUGUCAGAGCCCUUGGAGUUGUGAUUGAACUGGAAGGCCUUACUGAAGCUGCCACACAUCUCGUUAUUUUUCUUUAGUGGUAUUUCUCCGCUUGAUGUUGCCUUUAAUCUUCCGUGUCAAAUAGAAUCCCCAUCAAGUGUCUGCCUGGAGGACACUUUCUUUUUUCUCUCAUCAAAUUUGAUCAUAGAAAUUUUUUUUGUUUGGAGAGCCAGUAUUUAACCGAUGCCUUCGUUGAAAUACCCGACUCAAAUUUUACUGAUUGCAGGAUGUGGGUUAGUGGUGCAUCCAGUGAUUAGCAGAAGCAGUCGGUUCUGCAUACAUAUAUAUGAAGAUGUUCCUGAACGCUAAUCUCUAGGUUCCCUUGCUAAUCUCACUAAUGACAGUUUCUGACCAUAUUGUAUGCCUGGAGAACAUUCCUUCAGCUGUAACCUUUGCAUCUGCUAAUCCAAGCAAUGGAGAGGAGGAGAUGAAAUGAAAGUAGGAGGUUCCUUUACACGGAAUUCAUGGUCGAACCCUUCAUGUACUUAAUCGUUUACAAUUUUUAGCUUCGGUUGUGAUUCUUCAUCUCUUAAAACUUAAAGAUGAUCAGUAGAUAUAAUAUAUUGUGUAUGUUACUCUCACUUCUCUAUCUGUAAAUGAUUUCCUCUUCAUAUAAAUUGCAUUUUUAACUGCUUUAGGUUAAGGAUGUAAACCCUGCAAUCAGCAAUGAAGAGGUUGCUAUAUUGAUGCAGUGACAAUAACACCUGCUGUUUAAUUUUGUUAAAGAUCAGAAAGAGGUGAUGUUAUUGGAUGAUGAAUUUGAGCAA
Molecule: messenger RNA, 2834 nt
Organism: Prunus mume (Japanese apricot)
Lineage: Eukaryota; Viridiplantae; Streptophyta; Magnoliopsida; Rosales; Rosaceae
Product: Protein phosphatase 2C family protein
Biological process (GO): protein dephosphorylation
Molecular function (GO): cation binding; protein serine/threonine phosphatase activity
Source: RefSeq, a predicted model, not a curated record